Messenger RNA from Aspergillus glaucus CBS 516.65, 1205 nucleotides. Its product is annotated as replication factor C subunit 5. The record is from RefSeq and is a predicted model, not a curated record. Gene Ontology annotation, biological process: DNA repair; DNA-templated DNA replication. NCBI's taxonomy places the organism in Eukaryota, Fungi, Ascomycota, Eurotiomycetes, Eurotiales, Aspergillaceae. The transcript is spliced from 4 exons. Gene Ontology annotation, molecular function: DNA clamp loader activity; ATP hydrolysis activity; DNA binding. Gene Ontology annotation, cellular component: Elg1 RFC-like complex; DNA replication factor C complex; Ctf18 RFC-like complex. Bases 52 to 1110 code for a protein of 352 amino acids.
ACAGAAGAGCGAACACUGAAUACUAAGGCAUAAUUAUAUUAUCGUGUCAUCAUGGCUUUACUAGUUGACAAGCUGCGCCCGCGAAGCCUGGAAUCUCUCUCCUACCAUCAUGAUCUUUCUGACCGGUUGAGGUCUCUGGCACAAAGCGGCGACUUCCCCCAUCUCCUCGUAUACGGACCAUCCGGCGCCGGAAAGAAAACCCGAAUCAUCGCGACGCUCAAAGAGCUUUACGGCCCCGGAGUGGAGAAGAUCAAGAUCGACGCACGAGUCUUCCAAACCACAAGCAACCGGAAACUCGAAUUCAACAUCGUAUCCUCAAUCUACCACCUCGAAAUCACCCCUUCAGACGUCGGAAACUAUGACCGGGUCGUGGUCCAGGAAUUACUGAAGGAGGUCGCGCAGACGCAGCAGGUCGAUCUCUCCGCGAAACAACGGUUCAAGGUCGUCGUGAUCAAUGAGGCGGACCAUUUGACUCGCGAUGCGCAGGCCGCUCUGAGACGUACGAUGGAGAAAUACAGUCCCAACAUGCGGUUGAUUCUUCUGGCCAAUAGCACCUCGAACAUCAUCGCUCCUAUUCGUUCUCGUACCCUGCUGGUCAGGGUUGCUGCGCCGACAGAAGAACAGAUUUGCACGGUUCUGAAAACUGCAGGCAAGAAGGAGGGGUGGACUGAGGCGGCCGAGCUCAAUAAGAGGAUAGCGAAGGAGAGUGGGCGGAAUCUUCGAAGGGCAUUGCUUAUGUUCGAGGCGAUCUAUGCUCAAAGUGAGAAAGUGUCGGACAGCACCCCAAUUCCACCACCAGACUGGGAGGCUCUUAUUUCUUUGACGGCGGAGGAGAUCCUAGCAGAGCGAUCGCCUGCUCGACUGCUGCAGGUUCGCGCACGGUUAUAUGACUUGUUAACCCACUGCAUACCUCCUACGACUAUCAUCAAGACGUUGACAUUCAAACUCGUUACCAAGGUUGAUGAUGCCCUCAAGCCAGACGUCAUCAAGUGGUCUGCCUUUUACGAACAUAGAAUCAAGCAAGGCACUAAAGUGAUCUUCCAUCUCGAGGCUUUCGUAGCCAAGUUCAUGCGCAUCUAUGAGAGUUACCUCAUGGGCAUGGACUUCUAAACCAAGAAAUAAUGAAUAAUGAUUGUAUAAUAUCAUGUCUUAGCAUUUGAAGAAAGAGAGCAUCAUUAUACUAAUUCAAGAUCGUCGUUUCUGUU